This is a messenger RNA of Aspergillus glaucus CBS 516.65, 2507 nucleotides long. Its product is annotated as putative Ste20-like serine/threonine protein kinase. Gene Ontology annotation, biological process: protein phosphorylation. Gene Ontology annotation, molecular function: ATP binding; protein kinase activity. The transcript is spliced from 5 exons. Bases 113 to 2299 code for a protein of 728 amino acids. Lineage: Eukaryota; Fungi; Ascomycota; Eurotiomycetes; Eurotiales; Aspergillaceae. The record is from RefSeq and is a predicted model, not a curated record.
UUGCUUGAUCUAAAUAUCAGCGGCGCUCUCUCGGUCUAUACUUAUCCGUACCGCGUGGACUUGUCGACCCGGGUUAAUGAUCAAUCACUUCCUGUAAUCUGAAACCACAAUCAUGGAAGGACCAGUGGAUCCUGAAUCCAUCUAUACGAAACAGAGCUGCAUUGGUGGUGGAAGCUUUGGGCGAGUUUACAAAGGUGUCGAUAACCGGAGUGGCAAACCCGUCGCGAUCAAAGUCGUUGAUGUCGAAGAUGCCGAAGACGACGUCGAGGAUAUUAUCUCGGAGAUUGCGAUUCUCUCUGAACUCAACUCUCCCCAUGUUACGAGAUACUAUGGUUCGUUUUUGAAGGGGUCCCAUUUGUGGAUCGUCAUGGAGUUUUGCUCUGGUGGUAGCUGCUCAGACUUGUUGCGUCCCGGAAAAAUAUCGGAGGACUACAUCAUGAUCAUUCUCAGGGAAUUGCUUCGUGGCUUGGAAUACCUGCACAAUGAUCAGAAGUUACAUAGGGAUAUUAAAGCCGCAAAUAUCCUUUUAACUGCAGAUGGCCAGGUAAAAUUGGCAGACUUUGGCGUCUCUGGGCAGUUAUCAGCAACCAUGACGAAAAAGAACACGUUCGUUGGUACGCCUUUUUGGAUGGCCCCGGAAGUUAUCAAGCAAUCUGGUUACGACUACAAGGCCGACAUCUGGUCUCUGGGGAUCACGGCAAUUGAACUAGCUUGUGGAGAGCCCCCUUACUCUGACAUCCACCCCAUGAAGGUCUUGUUCUUGAUUCCCAAGAACCACCCGCCGAUCUUACAAGGAGACGAGUUUAGCAGAUACUUCAAGAACUUUGUCGAACUCUGCUUGCGGCGUGAUCCCAGAGAACGACCUUCGGCCAGGGAACUGCUCGAGCAUCCAUUUAUUAAGCGUGCUAAAAGGACGACCUAUCUAACCGAGUUGAUCGAACGCCAUGAACGCUGGCAGAUAGAAAAGGUAAAUGAGAAGAAUAAAGAUAAUGGCGAGACGCGGACGCCUGACUUGAGUUAUAUGUCCUUCCACGAUGCACCAACUCAACAGGCAGCCCGUCAAGAAGUGGAAGACGAUGAUCUUUGGGACUUUGGUACUGUCCGCCCAGGAGUACGCGGAGCUGGCCUGAAGCCGAUGAAAGACGCAGAUACCAACACCCGGAACCAAGGACAUGUGGAGUGGGAUUUAAGUGACCAACCCCAAAGGAACCAAAGGAAACCUAGCGGUCCUCAGCCGAUGCCGCCGCAAAGGAACAGUUUCCAAGCCAUUCCGAAUCCGUCGCCGUCGAAAGUGCCUCUUCCACCAUCUCCCGUCAAGCCGAUACCCAUACAGAACGUGCCCCAAACGCCUACGCACCUUCAAGGGCCCACCGUAUUUUCACAAAAGGAAAGCCCUAGCACAAGCGAGUACGACAGGGAACUACAGCAAUCAUUGGUACAGGACUUAGGAUUCCUUCAGCUGGACCGCCCGGCGGAUGUUCGAUUACCUUCCCGAGAACUGAAGGCAGAGUCAACCGAGCAGCUCUCCCCAAAACCUCCAACGCAACCUGUGAAAGCAUCUUCACGUCAAGGACACAUCCCAUCACCACCCCCACAUAAGUCUCCUAAGAUUCCCAACCAGGGCUUCAUGCCAGCCCCAGAAGUACGUCCCCAGCAGCCAGCAUUUGCUCAACCCCAUGUCCGCCCUCCACCAACCCCCAAACACAGGUCGCCACCGCCGCAGCCGCCUUCGCAGCCACAGACACCAACGCGUAACACGCAAUCACCAAAGUCUCCCGCGACGUCCACUUUCAACAACGCAAACUUCCCUCGCGGAGGAGCUGGGGCCAGUUCACAUGAUAUCAACAGGCCGCCGCAGCCGCUGACGCCAACGCGUAAUCCGCAAUCCCCUACGGCUUCUGCUUUCAACAACGCAAACAACUUCCCUCGUGCCAGCUCACACGAAACCAGACCGUCAUCUUCAUCAAAUGAGGUCACAGCCUUGAAUAGCGUCCUUGUUCCUGCAUUGAAGGCAGCUAUACGCCGUCGUUCCCGCCGAAUGGAGCGUCUUCGACGGAAUGUCGGAAAUGAGCGAAGCAGCGAGGUGAUCGACCUUCAUGAACGUCGCGAAUAUGCACACGAUAUGAUCGAGUCUCUCGUGAGUGACAUAUCUGGGAUGUUCACCAGGAUCGAGCGGUUAGAUCAAGAAGCUCCGAUUGGCAUGGGUGCAGACGUGUCGUCUUUCUUAGAAGGAUUUCUUGAAGAAGUCCUAGUUAGGAUCGAACCGGCUGAUGAAGAGCCGAGUCCUGGUAAACGUUGAGCUACACCACCUGGUCACCUUGUUGCAUUGCCUUUUCUAUCUACUUCAUGAUUGUUGGGUGUGGCGUUGAUACUCUUUUAUGUCAUUGUUUGGGUAUGGGAUUUGCAUUAUCGAAGCAUCAGAGGUUAGAUACGUACAUGUUUCUCUUUCUUGAUAAAAUGUGUUGCUAUAUGUUUGAUUCAUGAAUGGAAAGAUUUUUCUUAUGGGA